Carcharodon carcharias (great white shark) is the source of this 939-nucleotide messenger RNA. RefSeq names its product testis-expressed protein 47-like. Lineage: Eukaryota; Metazoa; Chordata; Chondrichthyes; Lamniformes; Lamnidae. Gene Ontology annotation, molecular function: blue light photoreceptor activity; FAD binding. The transcript is spliced from 7 exons. The record is from RefSeq and is a predicted model, not a curated record. The coding region runs from base 1 to 771 and encodes 256 amino acids.
AUGGCGUCGAAAAGUAAGAGGCAGAAAGGAAAUUUCCGAUUUGAAAUGAAAGAUUUGACAUUUGAAGCUCGAGUCUGUAUGUUCAUGUUUCAGCAGGAGAAGCAAAGAGAAAAGAGAAAGAAAUCACUUCUUCACAGACUAGUCUUCCUGGCUAAAAUAACCCCCGAACUGGUUAACACAAGGGAUCUGGGAGGAUACUAUGAAAGCUUCUUGCAGAAACUCCAGCGCUGUCAUCAAGAGGGGAUCACAGGGCUCCUGUUGCUGUAUCCGAGCUAUGUUAUUCAUGUGUUAGAGUCUUCCAGUGAUGUGCUGUAUUCAGUGAUUCACGAUCUAAGAGACAUGCAGCAUCAACAAGAAAGAGCUUUACUUUUGGAGGCCAAAAUUCUGGUGAUGUCUCACAACGUUCCCAGCAGACUGUUCCAGCAUUGGGAAUACAAUCUCCUGACUAUAACUGCUAAACGACUGGAUGAUACAUUACAGGGGGAGUCAGUAGAGAGGGUGGUCCGUGAAUGCCUCACUGCGCUUCUGAAGUUGGGAAUGCAUCUUCAAAAAGCUUACAAGGAGUUACCAAACAAAGCAGCCAAAUCUGUGCUGGACAACGUACCAGAACUGAUUGUUCCCCAGGCGCUGAUUCGAUGUCUCCUGAAGUCGAAUGAACUUUUAACUCCUGCCCAAUUCCUGAGCAUUUACAAUGCUUCCUUAAGCAUAAUCAUGGAUUCAGAACUUGUAUGGCCUAAGCCGGAACAUUUACUACCUGAGAGCAGAAAAUGACAUUGGUUGUUAAACAUGGAGAGAACUCAUCAGUGAUGGAGAUUCUGCAGUUUGGUUCAAAAUUGAAAGUGCAGUGAUUACCAAGAAUUAUUAAUGGAAAAAUGGGAAAGUGUAAAGUUUGAAGUGAACACUACUUACAAAGAAAAAUAAAUGAAUGGUACAAUCAAA